Messenger RNA from Hydra vulgaris (swiftwater hydra), 1050 nucleotides. RefSeq names its product class A basic helix-loop-helix protein 15. The record is from RefSeq and is a predicted model, not a curated record. Gene Ontology annotation, molecular function: DNA-binding transcription factor activity, RNA polymerase II-specific; protein dimerization activity. Lineage: Eukaryota; Metazoa; Cnidaria; Hydrozoa; Anthoathecata; Hydridae.
GAGAUCGCAACUAAUUUUUAAUAAUUAAUUUCAUGAGACAUGAGACAAGAUCAAUUUUUGCUAAUACUAAGUGUUUAAAGAGCCAACUGCGACCAAAACAAAAGAGUAAAGUUAAAUGCAUUUAAACAAUCAAAAGUUUUUCCGUUCUAAUUAAACAGAGUAAGCUCGUUGGUGCAACAUGUUCUAGGGUGCAACAUGUUAGUGUGGACAACAUGUUCAAGGGUGCAACAUGUUAGUGUGGACAACAUUUUUUACCGAAAGUUUUUUUUCAAUUACUUUUAUAUUUUUUUUAAACACGUUUUUUUUUUGCAAAAAAUAUCAGUAUUUUAUUUUUAUUUCGACACGUUUUAAAAAUGUUAUUGGGAUUUCAAAUACUUCUUAUAAAUAGUGCAGCAAAGUACAUCAUAAUCAUCAUCUGGAAAAUAGUUAAAAUGUAUUUAAUAAGUAACAAUAUACAAACACAUACUUUUGAAGAUUUUCAAUCGGAAAGAAAUAAUCCAGUUGACGAACAAUAUUUAGAAUUACCGUAUUUUAAUCCAUUAACGGAGUCGUUUGAAACCAGUUUUUUUGAAGAAAAUUUCAAUUUAGAACCUGGAAAUAAAAACGAUAUCAAAAAAAUAAAACGAGAACGUGAUGUAUCACCGCAAACCAAAAAAUAUCGUCAAAUGAAACGCAACGAACGGGAAAGGGCAAGACAAAAUCGAAUAAAUAAUGCCUUUGAUGUUUUAAGAAAAAUGAUUCCAAAUCAUCUUACUCCAUGUAAAAGUGGACAAAAACUGACCCAAAUAGAAACAUUACGUCUCGCGAAAUACUAUAUAGCAAGUCUAAAAGAGCUUCUAGACCAUAAAGAAUCAACCUAAAAGAUCAUGUUGACGAAUCUUUAUAAAACGAAUCUUUAAACUUUAAAAACGUCAAAAAAACAUCUAAAACUUUCAGAUUACAAACAACUCACUAAGCUAAUUAAUAAAAAAGGAAUCAGAAUGAACUUUGUUUGUUUACAAUAGAUUUAGACUUUUUUAUAAUAAGUAACGGAUUUUAUAAAUUUUUGUA